AUGAUAGUGACCCGACACCAGCACAUAGAGCUGAAUUCAGUCGAGUGUCUGCAGAGCUCAUUAUCACGGCGAAGAUGGAGGAAGAAUUUUUGGAGGCAAAAGGAGGCGAUUAGAUGGGCUGUUGAUGGAGAAAGGAACUCCAAAUUCUUUCAUGGCUGGGUCAGACAGAAGAGAGUUAAGUCGAGAAUACACACGGUCGAGUUUGGGGGGCAGGCACUGACAGAGGAGACAGAGAUCAGGGAGUCAGUGGCAACCUACUUUCAGCAGCUUCUGACAUCGGACGUUGGGGACCUUGCAGAGUCUGACUUAUCUCUCAUCCAAACACUUCCAGAUUCAGUUGACCAGGAUGCCCUGUGUGCGCCACCGCAGGAGAAGGAGGUUAGGGAUGCAGUUUUUGGGACCAGUGGUGAUAGUGUGCCCGGGCCGGAUAGGUUCACUUCUUCAUUUUUUCAGCACCGCUGGGACACCGUGGGGAGGGAUGUGAUUGCGGUUGUGGCAGACUUUUUCAGUGGGGCGUUUAUGCCCCAAAGCUUCACGUCUACCAUGAUCGUCCUCAUUCCGAAGAAGCCUAACCCGGUCACGUGGGGGGAUUAUAGACCGAUCAGCCUCUGCAAUGUUACGAGCAAGAUCAUCACAAAGAUCAUUGCUUCAAGACUUGCGCCUUUACUUCCCCUUGUCAUUGCACCGAAUCAGAGUGGGUUCAUCAAGGGCCGCCUGCUUAGUGACAAUGCUCUUCUGGCCCAAGAGUUGAUACAUGAUCUGGGGAAGGAGCUUUCGAGUAGAGGGAGAUCGCCCAAUCUGGCACUCAAGCUGGAUAUGGCAAAGGCGUAUGAUAGAGUCCAGUGGUCGUUUUUGCUCAAGGUCUUAGAAACGAUGGGAUUCUCAACAGCUUGGAAGGUGAAUAAUGGGAAUACACAUUUCUUUUUGGCGACUGAGCACAUGGAGUUUGCUAGCAUUGUUGAGGAGGUUGGAGGCUUUCAGAGAGGGGUGUUGCCUUUCACAUACCUUGGGGUCCCGAUCUUCAGAGGAGCAAUGAAGGCAGAUCAUCUUUUGCCCCUCAGGCAGAAGCUCAUGGACAUAAUCCACAGUUGGUCCCAUCGACACCUUGCUUUUGGGAGUCGGCUUGCUUUGAUUAAGAGCACCCUCGCCGCCAUCCCGCUUCACAUCUUACAAGUCAUGAAUCCUCUGCUUGGCUUUCUGGACGAGUUGGAACAAACUCUGGCUAGAUAUUUUUGGGGUACAGUUGGAGAAAAGAGGAAGCUACACUGGAUUUCAUGGAGACAGAUUUGCUUGCCUUUUGAUGAGGGUGGCUUGGGUAUUCGCCACUUGAGGGAAGUGUCAGUGGCUUUUGGGUUCAAGCUGUGGUGGAGACUGCUAGCUCAGGAUUCUCUUUGGGCCAAGUUCAUGAAUUAG
This is a messenger RNA of Salvia splendens (bonfire salvia), 1413 nucleotides long. RefSeq lists its product as uncharacterized. The transcript has 2 exons. The record is from RefSeq and is a predicted model, not a curated record. Bases 1 to 1413 code for a protein of 470 amino acids. Lineage: Eukaryota; Viridiplantae; Streptophyta; Magnoliopsida; Lamiales; Lamiaceae.